AUGUUAGUUCAAAACAAAGUGAAAGUAGACAAAUUAUUACAAAACGGAGUUCCGAUUUACCUCUAUGAGCUUACGUAUCCGAAGCAUGCAGAUCACACCGAUGAUUUAUUCUACAUAAUGGGAGUUCAUCCAUUUGAACAGGAUGAAAACGAGAAAAAUAUUGGAGAAGUCUAUCGGACGAUGUUCACAAAUUUUAUAAAAACUGGAGAACCUGGAAUUGGAUUUGAGAGAUCGGAUCUGAGAACUUCUUCGUUCUUUGAUAUCUAUUAUAACGAAACGAAACAUCUGGAGACAGACCUAAAAUGA
Caenorhabditis briggsae is the source of this 306-nucleotide messenger RNA. The transcript is spliced from 2 exons. The record is from RefSeq and is a predicted model, not a curated record. Bases 1 to 306 code for a protein of 101 amino acids. NCBI's taxonomy places the organism in Eukaryota, Metazoa, Nematoda, Chromadorea, Rhabditida, Rhabditidae.